Molecule: messenger RNA, 6291 nt
Organism: Capsaspora owczarzaki ATCC 30864
Lineage: Eukaryota; Filasterea; Ministeriida; Capsasporidae
Exons: 10
Coding region: 1-6153 (2050 amino acids)
Biological process (GO): metaphase/anaphase transition of mitotic cell cycle; anaphase-promoting complex-dependent catabolic process; protein K11-linked ubiquitination
Cellular component (GO): anaphase-promoting complex
Molecular function (GO): molecular adaptor activity
Source: RefSeq, a predicted model, not a curated record
AUGAAACAAGCUGAAGAGUCGACCCUCCGCGCCUUCAGGGACUACCAGCAAAGCCCCUUAGAGUGGCUGAGCGCCCGUUCUGGCAGCACUGGAAAGCGUUCGGUCGUGGACGCCGCGCAGUUCUUCUCCAAGCCAGAACCAAGCUUGCACAACGCAGAGCCACUUUGGCACGUCGGUGGGCCGACACGCCACACGCCAGAGCAGUCGCUGGUCAUGGGUUUGGGCCAGCGCGUCAACGCCGGCCGCGUUAUUUCCUUGCGGCUUAGUAUGGCGCUUGAGCUGCCCGUCUUGACGGUGGACUGCAUUGGGCCGUUCCAUCCGUUUGGUCCUGCGCUGGUGGCGAGCGGAGGCCAUCCGACAGCCACCCUGCCUCCAGAUCCUCAAGCACAAGGCAGCACUAGUACUACCGGCCGCCAAUCCAGGCACCAGCAGCACCAGCAGCAAGACGGCGGGCGGACGGCGCGCGUCGAGCUGUUUGACGGGAACGCGGUCGACAAUCCAAGCAGCAAUCCAGCCGACUCGCGCGACGACGAGCUGUUUGUGGCAGGUCGGACUGUCAUCUGGAGCUCGGCGCGCGUCGUGCGCAAAUCCGUGACGGUCGACGCAGACAUCAAGCAAGCCUGCUGGGCCACGUUCGUGCUGAGCACUGUCGACGGCGCGCUGGCUGCUUCUGCCGCGUCAGAGCAUCAUCAACAAGGUGCUGCACAUACCCGAGCAUCCGAAGUUGCAGAUGAAGUCGUUCAGUCGAGUUUGUCGCGAAAACUCCCGCUCAGUGAACAAAUUCCCGUCAAGUGUCUGUGCGUGCUGCAGCACGCACAUAUCGACAUUUUUGCCAACGACGGCCAAGUCUUUGCCGUCCCAUUGCCUUCACCUAUUGUGCGAAUGCUGCCGCUUGCUGUUGGCAUGCUUCUUCAAGCACAGCCACCGAAAAAAUCACGAGCAGCAGCGCCGUCCAAGAGCGCGCUUUACAGCCUUUUGCACCCGUUGUCGAGCAUCGCUGCGGUUCAGGCUCGAGACAAUCCCGUUCUCGCUCCAAGCCCCACACUUCUUGCUGCAGCAGACUGCAUUGCUGCGUUUUCCUCUCUUCCCGUCUGUGUUUCACAAGACCGCAACAACCCCAGUCAGCAUGUUGUUUGGCACAUUGGCGGCUCGGUCUCAGCUCCUGGCAGCGUGUCAGACUUGUGCCUGACACGAAUUUGGACGGGGUCGCUCAAGGGUGUCACGGAGCGCUCGAGUGCACUCUUGUGCUGCAACGACGCCUUCAAGUCUCACUUUACACUGUACUUGCUUCGCAAUGGGCCCGAAGAAUCCUCGACAGUCGUCGCCUUGAAGCUCGUCAACGAUCCAAGCAAUGCAAACCAACCCAUCGCACCAGCCGGAGAACCAACACACCUCACAGACUGCACCUCCCACGCUGUAGCAAUACCGAGUCUUCUCACACCCUUCCCCAUGCAUUUUCCAAGGUUUGGAGGCAGCACUGGUGGGCUGCACGGGUCAUCACCGAGCGUUUACGUCGUACCUCAAGAUUUGCUCGUGGUUCAACGCGACGGAAGUCUCCGGGUCUGGUCGUCCUGCACUCCCAUUGCUUCCAUCUCGCUGGCCGACAUUUGCACGGACAAGCUGGCUGAUGUCGAACAUGCGGUCGAUGAUCGUGUCAGUUUGCGCUUUGCCAAUGGCCAGGUAAUGCGCGUGAGCGUCCCGACGUUGCGGAUUGCGCCUCUGCCGAUAGCCACAGCCUACGCCGCCUUGGCGAACGCCCUACCCGUUCCAUCGCUCCGUGCCAUCGGUGUGACGCUUCUGGAGCAAUCGCGCCGCCAUCUCCGCAAGGCCACUGUCUCAACCCCGCAAGACAGGUGGGCAAUGUUUUGGAGCGCAGUGGUUUCCAGCAUACUGGCACUGCCCGUGCCCGCUGCUGCAGCAGGCCUCGCCGAGUCUGACUGGGACGCCAUGGUGUCAUCUCACGCGUCGCAAGCUCUCCGUCUGGAUGCUUUGGGCUCAAUCCCCGUUCCAUUCAAGCCUCCAUCAUCCCUGCCGGCAGUGCCGAUCGUGCCGUCUUCGUUUAACGCUACCCCGGAGCAGAGCGCCGUGCUCGAAGCCGCAUUUAUUCUACUGCAUGCUUGCUACGAGGAUUUGAAGCUUGACACGCUUCUCAAGGACUAUCUCCCGGCGAUGGCGCAAAGUCUGACAUCGACGGCGCUCUUUCUUGGCCAGCGCGUUCUGGUUGACUACUACCUGCGCGAUUUUCCUCAUCUCGAGGUUGCCACAUCCCCUCUCAAAGGCGUUGUCGCAUCCCGGCGUCUCACUGACCUCCUCCCUUGUUGGCUGAAUUCGCUCGAAGAGUUGGUGCGAUGUGCUACCAAUCGGCGGCAGACAGCUCCCAAAGACCCCGUCGCAGCCAUGCUUGCGGCUCUGAAAUCAGUCGCUGGUUCUGCUCCGAACGGCAUGACUGCAGAGCAAAUUCUCGGUCGACUAUUGCCAUUGCACCAAGCGAUGCAACUCUACGCCCGCUGGCUGUCGUCGCAGGAUGGCCCGACCAAUAAUGGCGCCACCACGUCCGUUUUCAGCAUCCUGCAGCUUCUGGCUUCGGCUGGCGUUUCCCUGACAGACAUUGAUUGCAUGCCUCUGAGCGUCAGCGUUGCACUCCAGCACGUGCUUGCCCGUGGUCGGGAAGCAGCAGAGUCGUCCUGGCCGAAACCCAUUCUCGAACUCGUGGAACGGCGCGACAUUUUGCGGCAAAUCUCGCCUCAGCCGUUCUCGAACGGCUCGACUCCUCCUCAGGCAACCAACUGGUCGAGUGCUGUGGCGAAUCCAGACGGGUCUUCUCGAUUUGGAAACGACCAUCGCCUGAGCGAAGUUGCGCGCUUGCUGCAAACCUCCAAGCCUUUGCGCAUCAGCGUGAAGCAGCGCCCCGAGAUGAGCGAUCACGACUUUGUGCAAGAGCAGCAAAUGCGGCUCGUGUUUCGAGGCCACCGCGCCUUGGCGACGUGUGCUGGAGCUGGCGUUCUCGCGAUGCACACCCGCCGCCCAGGUGCCACCGAAGCGCUCGUCACCCCACCCAUCAACCUCAAGGGACACGUUCCUCGCAACAACUCGAUGAUUGUCUUGGACAAGGCGUACGAAUUCACGCCCGUCCAAAUGAUGUGGCCCUGCUUCCACUCUGGCGUCGCGUCCAGCUUGCGAAUCGCCCCGCAUUCGUCGGCCAUCAACUCUGCCUGGAUUUUGUAUCACGUGCCACCACCUGCAGCAGGCCGAGCAACGUCUCCCGAGGAGCUCAACACCCAGGCCGUGAAUGCAGGCUUUUUGAUGGGGCUCGGUCUAAACGGCUUUUUGCACCAACUCCCACCAGUGCACCUGUUUGAAUACUUGGCGCAAAAGCACGACCCGACCAGCAUUGCCGUGUUGAUUGGAUGCUCGGCAGGACAGCGCGGAACGAUGGACCCGUUCGUGACGCGCAUGCUCACCGUCCACUUUCCUCCGUUGCUCCCGUCCAACAGCAGCGAUCUGGAAAUCUCCACCACCGUUCAAUCGGCAGCCGCCAUUGGAUUUGGUCUGCUGUAUCAGCGUUCUGCCAAUCGACGCAUUGCCGAUGUGCUUUUGAACGAGACGCUCGUGUUGCGCCGCGGUUUGGAUCCCAGUGAAAUUGAGGCCUACUCGUUGUCUUGCGGACUGGCCUUGGGCAUGGUGCUGCUCGAGCAUGGUGCAACGCCGACGCCGACGCCGACGUCGACGACGACAAGCGAGGCGAGCGGCGACUCGCACCAGCGCGGUGCCUCAGAAGAGCUCGAAUCGCUGGCCAACAUGGGCUUGGUUGAUCGCCUGCUGAACGGCGUGAUUGGCGACGCGCCAACCGAUCCGAUCACGUUGUCUGACACGUUCGGAUCUGCCCAGCUCCGCUCCUGCGAGGGUCGCAACUUUGGCCUGGUCAGUCGCUCCUCGGCGGCGUUCUGGGAGCGCGAUGGGCAGACCCGGCAGUUUGGCCGCAGCUCCAAACACAACAACGCCAGCUCGCUGUUGCUGACACCCGCUGGCGAUGAGUUUGAAAAGCUCGAGCGAGAAAACGCCAUGCGUGUCAUUCCGCCACAUCUCACCCCCGUCAACCCGAUGGUGGCGGCGCCUGGCGCCCUGAUGGCCCUAGCCCUCAUCUUUUUGAAGAGCAACAACGCCAGCGUUGCCAACCGCAUUCCCAUUCCGACCACUUCAACUCAGCUGGAUGGCAUGCACGCGGAUUUGAUGCUGUACUGCGUGCUUGCCAAGUCCCUCAUCAUGUGGGAUUCAGGAAUGUGCCGAAAUUUGUGCGCGCCGCAACUUGUGCGCGCCGCAACCGCCGUGGAGCAGUCCAUGUUUACAUCACCACUACCGGCGUAUACUCCCAGUCCGGAUGCCGCUGUGGAUGGCGCGAUGCGGGCAGAGUCGCCAAAGUCGUCAAAGCACCACGGGCAGCAGCAGGAAGAGCCAUUAGCAGCAGCAGCAGCAGCAGCAGCAGCAGCUCCGCUUUCGAAAUUAAAGCAACUAGAAGCAAUGGCAGAAUUCGCGCAACGAGCCGCUGACGCCAAGCGCCAAGCAAUGGACGAGGCCGCCUCCAGCAUGAACCUGUCCCAGAGCCGCAUCGACCGCGUGGCUGCCAUCAAUGCACACUGCUACAGCAUCGUCGGCGCCUGCUUGGCCAUCGCGCUGCGGCAUGCGGGCUCGUGCAACCAAACCGCUCUGGUGACGCUCAUGCGCUACGUCAAGUUCUUCCAGCAGCUGUUUGACACGUGUCCUGCUGGAGAGCGCAAGAAUGUGCGGACGUGCUUGCAUGCAGUUGCCACCGCUGUGGCUGUCGUGAUGGCUGGAAGCGGCCAUUUGGAUGUGCUGCGCAUGCUGCGCAAGCUGCACGUGACGUGCUCGAUGGACGUCACCUAUGGCAUGCACCAGGCAACCCACAUGGCGAUCGGCAUGCUGUUCAUGAGUCAUGGCACGGAGAGCUUUGGCACGUCGGGCGAGUCGGUUGCUGCGCUCCUGUGCUGCAUCUACCCGCGGUUCCCGCAGCUGCCACGGCAUGGGCAGUACCAUCUGCAGGCUCUGCGCCAUUUCUAUGCUCUGGCCGCCGAGUCUCGAGUGAUUCAGGUCCACGACGUCGACUCUGGCGCCACCGUUGCUUGCGUUCGAGCAGAGUUCCGUCCCGUUGCCACAUCGACGUCUGGGCCGUCGCAUACUCCCGAGAGCGUGGUGGGCGACACCCCUUCUGUUGCGCCAGAGCUGCGCUUGCUCCAAUGCAUCAAAGUCUUGGAUACUCCUGAUGGUCCCUUCUAUCCGCACACGGUGGACCUGUCUACACCCGAGGCGCUUGCCCGAUUCCGGGAAACCAACAUCAUUUAUGCAAUGCGCCGCAAGCCACUUACGCUGGAUGGCAUGAAUCACAAGCAAGGCAAUGCGCCGCUGGACGGGCUGGGUGUUGCGCCAUUUUCCGCGCUGGCCCCUGCCGGCGCGUCCUCCUUCCACGGGAUUGAGCCGGCGCACCUGCUGGCGCUACCUUCUAACAGCAGUGUGCCCCACUGGCGAACCGUGCAGUCUGUCGCUUUGCUGGGCGACCAGCCUGCGCUGUUGGAUGCUUGCAGCCUUGACGUCUCGCGGAUGCUGGAGCACGACCGCUUGGCCACGGCCCAGCGUAUUUUGCGUGCUUCUCUGGCCACCAGCUCCAACAGCCACUGGGCGAGCACCUUCUUCCGGAUUCACGAGGCAUUUGGCGCUUUGGCGGUGGUUCGUCGAGCCGAGGCUGCCAAGCAAAGUGCCAGCACUCCCUUCCAAAGCUCGUUAACGUUGCGACAGCUGCGCCUUGUGCUGGAUGUGCUCGAGUACACCCUCAAAUGGCAGCACAAUGCGUUCCCGGAAAGUGUGCUGGCCUCGAUUCGCGCAGAGCUCGCCCACCAGCUCGCCCCCUCCGAAAGCGUGUCCAGCAAAACGCAACGCCUUGUGCAGAGCUAUGCAAAUCGGAGCAUUUCCCUCUCCAGCGUUGCGGCGGCCAAUCGUCGAGAUCUCCAGCUGGUCUGCGACUACCUCGCCUUCCACGAAAGCGUCACUGGGUCGCUGGCCCUUCCUGCAAGCGCUGGCUCGAUGCAAGCUCAGCAACUUCAAGCUCAGUUGCAGCGCGCACUCGAUACCGCUCUGGCAUGAGGUGCGAUGGAGUGAGAUGUCAAAACGUUCGACACACUUACCUUUUUCUGUUUGACGAAAUGCCGCCUGUCUUUCAAGAGCAGCACUUUAAUAUUUGUUGGAGAUCUUGCUUCAUCGUAAACACCAUGAGUAUAGUAC